Molecule: messenger RNA, 490 nt
Organism: Vigna umbellata (rice bean)
Lineage: Eukaryota; Viridiplantae; Streptophyta; Magnoliopsida; Fabales; Fabaceae
Source: RefSeq, a predicted model, not a curated record
UGUGUUUUGUUUUCAGGGGAGGUGUAUGUGUGCGGGAUGUCGAAGGAGGAAGAGGUACCGGAUGAUCCUGCGGAGAUAAGGGGAAACCCUGAAUCGAUUGCGAUGCUUAAGAGGGUGGCUAAGACUGUGUCGAGCCAUCUUGGGGAAGGAGAGGCCGGUCUGAAGGCAGAGCAAGCCUGCUUCUUGCCCUGUACUGAUGAUGGGAUACCAGUGAUAGGAGAGGUUCCAGGGGUGAAGGGCUGUUACGUGGCAACAGGGCACAACUGUUGGGGUAUUCUCAAUGGUCCUGCCACUGGAGCUGCACUUGCUCAGCUUAUUCUUCAUGGUCAUUCCGCCAUUGUUGAUCUUAAGCGCUUUAGUCCCUCCAGAUUCCUUCUCCCCUCAAACCCUUAGAUACUCUUGCAGGAUCACUCUUUUCAACUCUUCCUAAUUUUCAUCAUCAAAUAUCUAUGUAACUUCAUAUAAAACAAUGAAAAGCGUUUAUGAAGAA